CUCACCAUCCGCGUCACGGACGUCAACGACAACGCUCCCAAGUUCGAGCUGCCCGAUUACCAGGCGCACAACGUGGACGAAGAUAUCCCGCUCGGGACGUCCAUACUUAAAGUGAAAGCCAUGGACGCGGAUUCCGGUGUGAACGCCGAGAUCGUGUACCAGGUGAGCGACGAUCAUUUCGCCGUCGAYUCUUCGGGCAUCGUCAACAACAACAAGCAAUUAGACGCCGACAACAACAACGCGUAUUACGAAUUCGUUUUGACUGCCAAAGACAAAGGAGAACCUUCGAAGACGGGCACGGCCACCAUACGGAUUUACACGAAAAACAAAAACGACGAGGAGCCAAAGUUUUCGCAGCAGGUGUACACGCCAAACGUUGACGAAAACGCCGGUCCCAAUACGCUGGUGACCACUGUGGUAGCUUCCGACAAGGACGGCGACAACGUCAG
Messenger RNA from Diuraphis noxia (Russian wheat aphid), 449 nucleotides. It is a transcript of the gene CadN, whose product is annotated as neural cadherin. Gene Ontology annotation, molecular function: calcium ion binding; beta-catenin binding; cadherin binding. Gene Ontology annotation, cellular component: catenin complex; plasma membrane; adherens junction. Lineage: Eukaryota; Metazoa; Arthropoda; Insecta; Hemiptera; Aphididae. Gene Ontology annotation, biological process: adherens junction organization; cell morphogenesis; homophilic cell-cell adhesion. The record is from RefSeq and is a predicted model, not a curated record.